CGGCCUCCGGGCCGAUGGGCAGCCUGCUGAGCGGAGUCAGCUUCAAGGAGCCCACCACGGUGGAGGACUGCGACUCCACCUGGGAGACCGACUCGGAGCCCGAGGCGGCGGAGCCGCGGCGGCAGGAGGGGGUGUGCGCCGCCGCGGGAGGCGGGGAAGAGCUGCCCGAGCCGCCCGCCGCCGACUGCCGGCCCCGGGAGCCGCCGCCGGCCCCGCCAGCGCAGGACGACGCGGAGCGGGCAGAGGCGGACGCCGCCAGCCCCGAGCAGAGUGCUGAUGGAACUGAGCUGACAGCCAAGCCAAAGAGAAGCUUCUAUGCAGCAAGAGAUUUAUACAAGUACCGACACCAGUAUCCAAACUUUAAAGAUCUUCGGUAUCAAAAUGACUUGUGCAAUCUGCGGUUUUACAAAAAUAAAAUCCCAUUUAAACCUGAUGGGGUUUAUAUUGAAGAAGUCCUAAAUAAAUGGAAAGGAGACUAUGAAAAACUGGAGCAUAACCACACUUACAUACAGUGGCUUUUUCCACUGAGGGAACAAGGUCUGAACUUCUAUGCUAAAGAAUUAACUACAUAUGAGAUUGAGGAAUUCAAGAAAACAAAAGAAGCAAUUAGAAGAUUCCUUUUGGCUUACAAAAUGAUGCUGGAGUUUUUUGGAAUAAAACUAAUUGAUAAAACUGGAAACGUUGCACGAGCUGCUAACUGGCAAGAAAGAUUUCAGCAUUUGAAUGAGUCUCAACAUAACUACUUAAGAAUCACUCGAAUUUUGAAAAGUCUUGGUGAACUUGGAUAUGAGAGUUUCAAAUCUCCCCUGGUAAAAUUUAUUCUGCAUGAAGCUCUUGUAGAAGAUACCAUUCCCAACAUUAAGCAAAGUGCUCUAGAAUAUUUUGUGUAUACUAUUAGAGACCGAAGAGAAAGGAGGAAACUGCUGAGAUUUGCCCAGCAACAUUAUACACCCUCAGAGCAUUUUAUCUGGGGACCCCCAAGAAAACAGAAGUCAGAAGGAAGCAAAGCAAAUAAAAAGCCAGCAUCGCCAGUUUCUAUUCCCAAUAGUCAUAUUUCUAAGCAUAAGAAACAGAAAGAGCCUAAGAACACAUCGGCAAGUGGAAGCUCAGCUGGUAAAAUAACUGAAGAAAGAAAGGUAGAAUUCACAAAAAAUGGGGAAGAAAAUGAUCAGGAUGAGCAAGAAGCAAACUGUGAUGCUGUUAGGGAGAACAGUGAAAAGAACAGUGAUGAUGAUACUGGUCAGCUUUCAAAAUCAGAAGAAAUUCAUGAUAAUUCAGACAGAAAAGAGGACAUUUCUCAUUCCAAAAAAGAUGAUGACAGUUUGAACAAUGACUGUGGAAAUCACCCAGGCGUUAUAGAGGAAGAUAAAUGUAACACGGAGAAUUCUGCAAAUGAUACAUCAGCUGAUCUCCAAGAUAACCUUGAUAAGGAAACACUUUCAGAGGGGAUCACCACAAAAGCUAAGGAUGAGCUCAAACUAUGAAUCUGAGGUUUAAAGAAAUCUUUGUUUCACUUUGAAUGAAGCAAAUUAUUCAUUGCUUCUUCAUUUUGGUUGAUAUUUCCAUCUAGUGUAAAUUCACAAGACUAUGCUUGUUGCAAAUGCAUCAGAUUAGGCUUCUGUUAGGUUAAUGAAUUUUGAUUUUUUCACCCUCAGUUUAUCAGCAGGCAAGCAGGUGUGUCUCUUUAAAACAAUUGUGUGUACUGAAAGCUAAGAAAUUCAUUAUCUUUUCCGGACAGAUUGCACAGAAAAGCUUAUCUACUUUUUAAAAUUCAUCCAGUAUUAAAAAAUAAAUAAAUAAAAUUAAAGUAUAACAACUAAAAAGCCUUGGAACAUUAGAGUUUUAAAGCUUCCUUUAAGUUUACUUUUUGUUUUCCAUUUAGGAAAUUACUAGAAAUUAUUUCAAAAAUACAGUUUUUUACCCUAGUGGUAAUUUUUUUUUAGGAACUAUGGUCAUGAUUAAUAGCAGUAUUUGCACAGUAUCUUUUACCUUAGAUUAGCAUCUUUGUUGGAGGUACUUAACGAUGGAUAGCAUAUAUCAUGUCCUGUACAUCUGGGAAUCACUGUACAUUGAAUAAAAGUUUUAACUUAUGAAGGAACUGUAUCCACAGCUUUUGGAUACAAGGGAAGUUGCACUUUAGAGUUUUUAGUCCCUGUUAAAUUUUUCCUUCUCUCAUCUCAUUUGUUACAACUAAUCUAGGGGGAGGGAUCACUUUGAUCUCUCAAAGUUUCAUCUCCGUUUGAAAGCUCUCUGUUGAAUCAGCUGUAAUUAGACAACUCUCUCAGCUGGCUUCAGCACCUGGAAAGCUUCUGGACAGCUGAAAUGCAGUGUCUUUACCACAAAACAUUCCCUGAUCAGCAAAGCCAUCAGAGAAAAGGGCAGCAGGCAUGCCAAGUUGGGUCUUUAACUUCAAUGUUUCUUGGCCAGUUUUGGGCAGAAUCUGCACAAUGCAGUGAGCUGUUGCUGGUCUCAGAGACAAAGGCAGGCCUGAUGCUUCUUUCCAGCUGUCUGUUUCCUCUCUUUGCUCUCAUAAGUCUCUUACAGUUUUAUGUUAUUUCGAUAAUCAGUGGAAACUUAAGGCAGGCCAGUCUGUUGGCUGGGCUGGAGCCCAUCAAGUAGGAAUUUCACUAUUAAGAUCUUUCCCAGCUUCUGCCGAAGAACUGUCUGCUCUCCCUGAGUAGCGUCUUCUGAUUUUCUGCUGUUCAAGUCAAACAAUAGUACCCAGCACGUUAGUUGUGCAGAAUAUGACUUAAAAAUUAAUGCAGGUACAAUUCACACUUCCUACAGUCCUAAAAUACUCUGAAACUUCUAUUUUCUGUUUCAAAGUGUACAUAUUAUCCACUGCCUUUAAUGUAUGUCUUAUUAAAUGUUAGGAGGCAAGAGGCUGACUACAUUUUGAGUGUCAAAAUGCUACAGGACUUUAUUGAAGGCUUAUAACUCUAAAUGAUGAACUUUUCAGGGGUUUCAGAUCAUAGACAAUAUGUUUUGUGUUCUGUUUUGCUAAUGCCCAUCAUGGCAAUUCAUCAUCCAUUUUUUUUCUCUGGGUAGCGCUGGUUCUUGGGAUCAAAUAGAGUGGCAGUGAGGGAUCUUGGUCCCUAUGGAAAAAGAGUAGGCUCUUUCCAUUCUAAGGAAGCAAAGAAGGAAGAUGUAUUUCUCUUUUUCUGCUAACAUGUGAGGAAAGGAACUUAUAUACAUGGAUUUUUAUUUUUUUUUGGGGUAACAUGGAUCAUUCAAGUAGGCAUUAAGUCUGUCUGAGAACUCCCAAAGAAUUCCAGCCACCACAUUUUUAAGGCCAGAAAGAUCCUGAGAAGCCUUUGACAGUUCCCUGGACAUGAACUGGGAUUCCCUUGUUUGUGUUUGCCUCUGACUUUCAGAACAGAAGGGGAAGGAAGUGCUGUGAUAAACCUGGUCUGUGUAGUUAAGGACUCUGCCCCUCCACAUAUGCAAAGGGAGGACACUUCAUUUUCUGCCUAUGACUGUUUCAGUCUUGAGUGCCUAACUGUGCAAACUUCAUAGAGUUGUUAUGUAGUUAUUUUUUGAGUACCAUAGGGAAAAUUAAUACUCUGUGUAUAAGGAACAUAACUAUAGCAUAGGAAGCUACACAGAGCCUUCAUUUUAUGAACUUUAGUAUUAAUGUGAAACACUGUACAGAAAAUGUGGAGUAUUGAAGUGAAAUAAGGGAUGCUGGAGGUGUUAUUAUAUUUAUAGUGUAAUUUGAUUGAACAUCAAUGACCUCAGGAGAUCUUUUGUCUACUGAACAAAAAAAAAAAAUCUUGCUCUGAUUUUAAACAAAGUUCUUGGGAUGUGCAUCGAGAAGAUUACUCUGCAGUAUUCUGUUGUCAUGACACAUCUCUCACUUAAACAUGCUUACUGGUUUGAUGUUUUUUUUAAGUAUUUAAAAUACUUUUAAUCUGACAGAGCUGUCUGCAUUAAGGGGCCGAGGUAUUUGAAAAUAUUGUCAAAAACUUUCAUACUUACACCUGAAUAUGUUUUUUUAUCUGCAACUCAGUAUAUUUCUCUGUGUUUUAAUAUAAGAGUAGUGGCAUAUCAGUUGCCUACGAAGAACUAUAAGGGACUAUGUAAGUGAGGGUUUUUGUGUCAGGUGGGCUCCUGCACUCUCUAAUCCUUGUUUUACAGCUUUAUCAACAGAAUUACUCCCAUGGGACACUAAAGCUUUAACUAACAAAUUCCGCUCUAUGUAAAAUGUGACAGUGUUUCAUUCUUUUCAUAGCGGAAUUGUUUCUUCUGAUUUUGCAAGUACUGAAAAGAAGGAUUUAUUGCAGGGCAAUCAUACAGUAUAGCCUCCCAUUGAGAUUUGCGAGGAUCAAGUGGGUGCACUGUAUGCAUUUUUGUUACAGAAUCAUGGCCUUAGCAACCAAAGCACCCCCUGCUUGAAGUUUCUAAGUAUUGGUUUUCAGGUUUACAAUAUAUAUACAGUGUAUAUAUAUAUGUGUUGAAAUGACUGUAUCCUCAUAGAUGCCAGUACAUAGUUGUUUAACCAUUACUUCAGAAACUGAAGUGAGGGUAUGCAAAGAAAGUCAAGUCAUUUGCUUACUGUUAAAUUUCUUUUUGUCUUGCUAUGUGCUUAAGCAUUCAGGGAUUUCUGUGUACUUGUUACAAUAGUGUAUUUUGGCCCAGUGUUAGACUAGAAUCUGAGCUGUUCAUAUGUUUAUUGAACAGAACCUUCCAUAUGAAGGUUCUUUCCAAGUAAGAACAUCUGAGUAGCCUCUGGUACUGUUAAGUGGGAGUAGUGUGUACGUGCACAUACCUGUGACUUUGAUUUUGAGGCUCUUAUGGUGAGGGGAUAUGAAUGUGCAAUUUGAAACAAUGUUACUGAGUGCACAGAUGAGUACACACAAGGCGAUCAUACAAAUCAUGCAAAAAUGCAGCACUUUAAGGUUAAUUACAGCUCUGUGCCCUACUAUGCCAGACACAAGUGUGCCUCGGUACCUCAUACUGUGUUGCUGUAGAGACUGGAGGCUUGGGUACAUGAGGUGUGCAGCACAGACCAUUCACAGCAGAAGAGUAGUUACAUGUGUCAGCAUAUCUGGGAGCAGGUCUGAGGUCUUUGUGUUCAUGUUGCUCAAAUAAAAUCCUGAAGGAUUCUAAAAAUAAGUGCAAUAAUCUUUUGGGAGCUGUUCCCUGGCUUGGGUCAGCUCCUCAGUUUCUGGCUCUAAGAUUGCAGCACUCUAAUGUAUUAGAUAUUUGUAUAAUCAUCGUUAAUAUUUCAUGUAACCUAGUGUAAGCCUCCCUGAACUAUUCCAGGAUAAUUCUAAUAAUCUGCAGUUGCAUAUAUCUGUACUAUAAACAGAAGGUUUACAUACCUUAGAAGCUUUGUACAAUGUUGAUGGAUGAUCCAAUGAGGUAAGACAAGUGACAUUUACUGGAUUUAAAUGGAAAACGGCUUGUUUGUUUUUAAAUAAAAUUUAUGUCUAUCUGUUUAAUUGAGAGGUUAUUUUACACCUUUCUUUUUCUUACUGUUGUGAUGGUACUGAUCACAAUUUAUAGUUAUAUAUGUUUAAGUGAAAAUGUAAUUUUUUUACACCACACUUUUGCAGGAAACAUACAAUAUUGAAUUUCCUGGACAAAAGCUGUAUUUCUGAAUAAGAUACAAGUAUGUGAAGCAAGUUUUGCCAUUAAUAAAAGUGUGACAAUAUCAUGCUGAUGAUGUAUGUUGUCCUCAGAAUUGCCAGUGGGGAUCAGAACGAAAGAUGUUUCUAGCCUUGUGUCCUGCCUCCAACAGUGGCCACCAAAAGAUGCUGUGAAGCAAAGAAAUUAUACAGUGACCCCAUUUGUCUCCAGGAAUUUUUUGGUUUUGAAUUCAUGGUUUCUUUCAGCCUCUACAAUCCCUUGUAGCUGUGUGUUCCAUGUUUUAAUAAUGUUUUGUGUGGUGAAGGUGAUCUCUUACUUUUGUCAGAUCAGUUUAUUCAAGAAUUGCUACUACAUUUGAACACAGUACUAAAAGUUCUGUAAGGUGAAGUGUAGUCUACUUCAAAUCAGUUUUUAAAUUCCAUGGGAGAUUCUAAUGACAAAAUACCUGUUUAGACAGAAGAUUCCCCAUGUUUCUUCUGUUUUUAGGCAGAAGAUGUCUGCUUAGGCAGAAACUUGUCCUAAGUUGGUGGCAAUACCUUACUUACUUCUAAACACAUUUUUGCACAUAAAUCCUUUUGUAGACUAGUGUUAAAAGUGUAGAUUAAGUGUUAAAAGUCAGAUUCCAACUGCAGAACAGGGUUGAUUUAUUCUCUUCUUACCAGUGUGAAAGCAAAAUCAGUCAAAUGGAAAACCUAUUCCUACCCCACAUGAGUGAGGUACCUCUGGAUUUGGAGCUACCAGGAUCAAUGAAUAUAACACUGGGAUCGCAUAGAAGGUGGAAAUACUGUCUGGGGUUUGUUGAGAACUAUACUCAUCAUUCUACAUUUGUUUUGAUACAAGUUCACACUUCCAGUUGUAAUUGGAGUGACUGGUCAAAAGGUGUUUUUUAUGAUUAUCAAAGUCUGAAAACGAGGGAUGGGUCAAAAAAGGCCUAAGUAUAUACAGUCCCCUUCAAUUCACAUUAUGGUCAACACCAUAAAUUCACUACUUACAGAUAUUUAGAUACAGUUCUUCAAGGGGGGUGCACAUUGUGUUUCUGUAAUAUCUUUGUGCUCAGCAUUGGCUAUGAACUGUUUCUUUUCCUGAAAGCUGUGUUCCCUUUUCAGCCCUUGUUCUUAAGUACACUUAGUUAAGACCUUGGUGAAAGCAAAAAUUUACUUUUAAGAAUAGGUUUAUUACAUGCUGUAUGUAAUGGACUCCUAAAAUGUAGUUCAAAAGCUAUAGAGAUCAAUAGAGACCUCGUCUGGCUUUACACUUGUAAUCACUUCUACAUUUAUUUUCAAAAGCAUUAUGCUGUUUGCUGUAAGAUAAAAAAAAAUGUGAUAAUUGGCAAAUCGUUCUGAAAGAAAUCUCUUCUUAGAAAUGUGGCUUUUUAAUUCUACCAUGCUUACAAGUUCAGUGGUGUAUUCAUCAACUAAAGUUUACUGUGAAAUAUACUGAAUGUACUUACUAUUGUGGCUAACCAUGUGAAAAUUAUUGUUUUGCAGUAAAAAAGGUUAUGGCACUUAUAUUUUUGAGAUCUGCUGAAGCAUGUUUGCUAAUCAUUAGUUGCUCUUCUUUUUCUGUGUUUUAACGUAUUCCAUGGUUGUUUGCCCUUUAUGCAGUUUGAUUUCAGCAACAGAUGAUUAAGUGUAGUUUUGCACUGAUAAAAUUCAAAAAUAUCAUAGACUUCAUUGUUCAAAUGUAUUCUAAGAAAAAAGUGCAGUAAAAAGAGAAAACCCCAAAGCCCAACAAUUCUUACUUGCAAAAUGGAACAGCUCUAUGUCAGUUUUUAUGAAUGGUCCUGCUCUCUUUCUAUAUUUCUUUGCAGUAUUUAAUUACAGGAUGCUGUGCAUGUUUGGUAGUACCAAUACCAUAUGUGUGUGGUAGGAGUGGUAACCAGUUUCUGGAUUUGUAAUGCACUAUAAAGAGAUAUUUUAUAAUUCUGUACCUGUAUGGCAGUGUUAUGCCAAAAAAAAAAUGUAUAAACAUAAAAAGCAGUAGUUUAUGUUGCUUACUGCUAUAUUUUCAAUUGUUUAUAAAAUGAAAUACUUGGAUUUCCUUUCAGGUAAAUAUAUUUUUAAUAACAGCAGCCAAAAACUCUGAACUAAUAAAGCUUCUUAAUUUAGCAGCA
Pseudopodoces humilis (Tibetan ground-tit) is the source of this 7705-nucleotide messenger RNA. RefSeq names its product opioid growth factor receptor like 1 (gene OGFRL1). Gene Ontology annotation, cellular component: membrane. The record is from RefSeq and is a predicted model, not a curated record. Gene Ontology annotation, molecular function: opioid growth factor receptor activity. NCBI's taxonomy places the organism in Eukaryota, Metazoa, Chordata, Aves, Passeriformes, Paridae.